AUGAACAAAGAAGCGGACGAGCAGGAGAAGAAGAAAAGAAGCCGAAGAUCCAGCGGGCCUCCUGAAAUCAAACCCGAAACACUCGCGCUGCCGCCGACCAAACCUAAGAAGCAAAGAAGCAACGGAGAGAGGAGAGAAGAAGCAAAGAGGGCGAAAACCCCACAGUCCAGCAGGUUCUUCCACAAUAUCAAGCCAGAGACAUCAGACAGGAUAUUAUUUACAGAGAAGAGCAAGUGCAAGAAGAAGAAGAAGAAGAAGACGUAUAGUACAGGGGAAGAGAGAAGGGAGAGGAAUGACUGCGAGAUCAUCCACGUCGACUUGCAUGCUGCAGCUCCAACCUGCAUGUCCACAACAUCUCGCAGCCAGAGACAGCGAGACAGCAAGACAGCAAGACAACCAACCCAGCAACGAGACCGCGAGAGACAAAAGAGAUGA
Molecule: messenger RNA, 435 nt
Organism: Trichophyton benhamiae CBS 112371
Lineage: Eukaryota; Fungi; Ascomycota; Eurotiomycetes; Onygenales; Arthrodermataceae
Exons: 3
Coding region: 1-435 (144 amino acids)
Source: RefSeq, a predicted model, not a curated record